UUGCAACCCAAAUCUGGGUUCUCUUGCAAACUUCAUCUUCUUCCUCCUAUCUUUUCCCUGCUCAUCCUUCUUCCUUCUUCUUCUUAUUCUUUCUCUCUCUCUCUUAUCCCUUUUUCUUCCUCUCUCAAACUCAGAUCUGGGUUUUAGAAAAGCUGCUUCCUUCUUCGGCUUGCUUUCCGAAACGACACUGAUGUCCUCACCCGGUGAUGCUUGCUUUCCGUCAGAUCAAACUCCAAUGAAGUAGAGACUUGCUUUCCGUCAGCAAGGGCAGGGUUGUUUUGAACUUGCAGCACUUCCGCGACAAGAAUAUGUUCUUUUCUGUUAGUUGGCUUAGGAGAUCUCGGCUUUGCUGUUUAGUAUAUUCAAGAUUAGUUUCCAUGUUAUGUGAUGAAACCCAAAUCUGGGUUUGAGAAUAACCCAGAUUUGGGUUUGAAAAAGGAAGAAGAAAGGAGAAGAGAGAGAGAGAGAGAGAAAGAAUAAGAAGAAGAAGGAAGAAGGAUGAGCAAGGAAAGGAAAAGAGGAAGAAGAUGAAGUUUGCGAGAGAACCCAGAUCUGGGUUUGCAGAGGCAAGGGAAAAGGAAAGGCGCCUGCGCCUCUCAAUCUCACAUCCGUCAAAAAAUGGAAAUUACUCUCCAGCGAUUCCUCAUCCUCAUAGCUUUCUCUUUGUGCUUACACUUAAACGUAGGCUCUGUUCGGAGUCUAUGUCUUGAGGAUCAGCAGUUGUCACUGCUAAAAUUUAAGCAAACACUCAUUUUCGACCCUGCUUCUUCAUUCAAGCUUGUUUCAUGGAAUUCAUCAACGGAUUGUUGUUCUUGGUCCGGCGUCAAAUGCAGCAAUAGUGGCCACGUUAUUGACGUUGACCUCGGCCUUGAGUCGAUUUCCGGUAGGAUUGAUAACUCAAGCAGUCUCUUGAAUCUUCAUCAUCUUCAGGGCCUUAAUUUGGCUAAGAACUUUUUCAGAGGAGAGUUUCCAGCAAAAGUUUUUCAGCUGCCAACUCUACAGAAUCUUGACAUAUCUUACAAUGCAUUUCUUCAAGGGUCUCUACCUGAAUUUCCUGAAAAUGGGUCUUUACAGACCCUGCUGCUGAGAGAAACAAACUUUUCUGGGAUGAUGCCAGACUCCAUUCGGAACCUUAGGAUGUUGUCAACAAUGGAUCUUUCACGGUGCCAUUUCAGAGGGUCGAUUCCAAACUCGACAGGAAGCCUUGCAAACCUGGUUGUUUUGGACUUGAGUCAGAAUCAGUUUUCUGGGUCCAUUCCGUCCUUCGGUAUGUUGAAGAAUUUGAAUGAUUUAGAUCUAUCUCAUAAUGAUUUGUCUGGUCAGAUAAGUUCCACCAAUUGGGAAAACCUUUCAAAUCUUGCAAAUCUUAGGUUGCAAAAUAAUUCACUAGAGGGAAUUAUCCCUUUGUCUCUGUUUUCUCUUCCAUCUUUGCAGACAAUAGAUCUUUCAAACAACUGGUUUUCUGGUCAAAUUGGUGACUUUGCAGUUUUGUAUUGUUCUCAGCUGGUCCUUCUUAAUUUGAGAGGUAACAGGUUAGAAGGUUCAAUACCCAUUUCUUUUUUCAAGCUUCAGGGUCUUGUGGAAGUCGAUCUUUCUUCCAACAACUUCAAUGGCACUUUAGAGCUCAGCAUCAUCCAGAAACUCGAAAAUAUUUCUACACUUGAUCUUUCUUUUAAUCAUUUGUCGGUGGAUGAUGCUGUAGGAAAUAGGCAUAUUUUCUCUGUAAUUUUGGUUUUGCACCCUCCACUUCCGCCUCACUUUACAGAUGCCUCAUUCGGUAAUAUUAAUUUCACUAGUUUCCCUCAGUUAUUGGAAUUAAGGUUGGCCUCCUGCAAGCUGAGGAAAUUUCCAAGUUUCUUGAAAAAUCAGUCAAAUAUGUUGGUUUUAGACCUUUCAAGCAAUCAGAUUCAAGGAGAAAUACCCAAUUGGAUAUUUAAGCUACCUUUGAGAUGGCUCAAUCUAUCGAAUAACUCCUUAACGAAAGUUGAUGGAUCUUUUUGUAAUUUUAGUUCUCUGACGAUCUUAGAUCUCCAUUCAAACCAGCUUCAAGGGGAUAUCUCUAAUGUGUUGUCGCUAGCUCUAUACAUGGAUUACUCAGAGAAUCGAUUCAGCUCUGUUCUUCCUGCUGAUAUUGGUCAUUUCUUAUUCAACACUUACUUUUUCUCGAUAUCAGGUAAUUAUUUUCGUGGAGUCAUCCCUAAUUCAAUAUGCAAUGGAGAACAACUUAAUGUCCUUGAUUUGUCUCAGAAUUCUUUAAGUGGCACUGUGCCUCGGUGUUUGAUUGCUAUGAGUCACAGUAAGGGACUUGGCGUCCUGAAUUUAAGGAGAAACAACUUGACUGGCACCAUUCCUGACGUAUUUUCGGUCAACUGUGGACUACAAACUUUGUAUCUCAAUGAAAAUUACCUGCAAGGAAAGAUUCCCAAGUCCCUGGCUAACUGCAAAGUGCUUGAAGUUUUAGAUGUCGGGAACAAUGGGAUCAAUGAUAGCUUCCCAUGUUGGUUGAGUACUAUAUCCAGUUUGCGGGUUCUUGUUUUGCGAUCCAACAAAUUUUAUGGGUCCAUUGAAUGUCCAACGAGCAAUGACACCUGGCCAUUGCUUCAGAUUGUUGAUCUAUCUUCUAACAAGUUUAGUGGAAAACUGCCAACAAAAUUCUUUGAAACGUGGACAACAAUGAUGGUCAACAAAGAUAAAAUUCAACUAGCAUUUGAUUACCUCAGAUUUGAUAUUUCACUUUAUUCAUUAUAUUAUCAAGAUAUGGUGAUAGUCACCAAUAAAGGUUCAGAGAUAGAAUUAGUGAAGAUCCUAACAAUAUUCACCUCCAUUGAUUUUUCAUGCAACAAAUUUGAAGGGAAGAUACCUGAAGUGAUGGGAGAAUUCAGGGCACUCAUUGUCCUCAAUUUGUCACAUAAUUCUCUCAUGGGUCCAAUCCCUCCAUCUCUAGGAAACUUGCAGCAUCUCGAGUCCUUGGACCUGUCUGCUAACAGUUUAAGAGGCAAUAUUCCUCAGCAGCUGGGAGGCCUGAAUUUUCUUGAGGUCCUCAACCUCUCACGCAAUCAAUUGGAAGGAAGAAUCCCAAAAGGAAAUCAACUUCAAACAUUUUCAGAAGAUUCUUUCAAAGAUAACAAGGGAUUGUGCGGGACCCCUUUGAGAGAUUGUGGAGCUAAUAUGCAGCCACCAUCUACCGCACCAACAUCUAAAGGCAACAAUUUAGAUAGUGGAACCAAGAUUGACUGGAAUCUCAUAAGUGCUGAAAUCAAAGAAGCAGAAAUCAUGAGCGAAGAACUCUCAGGACUCGCCAGAGGAGGAACUAGCAGACCUGGUGAUGAAAUGGGAGCAUUCCGUCCUGAUAUAGUUGUUCCAAAAAUAAAAGAUGCCUACAUCCAAUGCCAAUGCAACAAUUUGGUAGAGUAUCUCGUGGCUCAACCAAAGUUUGUAUUUCCCACAAAGCUAGUUGGUUUAACCGAUCAUGAGAUGCAAAGCAGUGCAGGAAGGACAGCUCUUCUUUUUUCUCACCAUCAUCGCCUUCGGCAAGCGCCACCCAAAAUAAUCACAAAUGAAGGUAUCUCUCCGGCGAUGGCAAUCGCUAAUCUCGGUAACUUUACUGUCUUUCAGCCGAAACCUUUCCUCCGUGCCUGUUCGAUGCUGCUCGUGUCGCCAGAUUUGGCGACGAUUGCUCUUCUUCGGUUGGUAUCGCUUGUAGCAGCGGCAGGGCAUGCAUAUGCAAGCCUUGACCUAGGCGAUGUCAAUUAAUCGACUUCAGGUGGAAUGGAAAUCCACAAAUCAUUCAAUUUCUCUGAUCCUUCAUCAUCUACAGAGCCUAAAAUUUACCGUAAGUAGCCUGCAACAAUUUCAAGAUUAUUAUUUCUUUUUGUUCUUAUUUCAAUUUUGAAGAAUUAUAUAUUUCCAUUUUCUUUGAUUAUUUUUAUUGUAUUUGUUUGUGUGUCGAAGGUCAUUUGAAGCCGUUACUCUUCGAUAAAAAUUCACUGACUUA
This is a messenger RNA of Rubroshorea leprosula, 3994 nucleotides long. The record is from the annotation of a GenBank genome assembly. Lineage: Eukaryota; Viridiplantae; Streptophyta; Magnoliopsida; Malvales; Dipterocarpaceae.